Molecule: messenger RNA, 519 nt
Organism: Acanthamoeba castellanii str. Neff
Lineage: Eukaryota; Discosea; Longamoebia; Acanthamoebidae
Exons: 5
Coding region: 1-519 (172 amino acids)
Source: RefSeq, a predicted model, not a curated record
AUGGAGACCUUGGUCGAGUGGGAGGGCCUCCAAUCGCUUACGCUUCGAGACUGCACAUUCCCCGAUUCCGCUGCUGGUUUGGGUCCCUGCUUGUUUUCUACUCUGCUCUAUAAGCUGGUGCUGGGCAGGAACGAGCAGAGCGCUGGGUACCCGACCACGUACUGUGUCCACAAGUCCAUCCUGGAGAGCGUCGCGGGUCUGACCCAAUUGGAGGAGCUGCGCUUGUGUAACCGCGACGAGCUCAACGGGGAUGUGUUGGCGAGGAUUCUGCAAUUCGAGAACCUGAGGUACAAGCUCGACCUGUCGCUAAGCCCUCUCUGGUCGCUCGGCUCGAUUGAGAAGCCGAACGCCAGCCUGGUGGACUGCCUUCCGGACGACUUUGCAUCGCUCGGCGCCGCGCUCCCAUCUGUGGUCACGACCGCGACGGAGGACACCGUGUCGCGCCUUCUCUCCACUAUGCCCAACGUCGAGCAAGUCACGCUCAAACCACCUCAGGGGAACCGGCACAUGCUCACGUGA